AUGCGAAUGUUCAAUGCUCAUCGCUAUUUCAGCGGUUCUUCCUUGGUACUGGCUAUCAACUUGGCAGCUGGUCUGAGUAUCUUCUUCUUUGGUUAUGAUCAAGGUGUAAUGAGUGGUGUCAAUAUAUCCAAGGACUAUAUCAACAUAAUGGGCCUUGAAAACAACGACGCUCUGUUAGGUGGUGUUGUGGCCGUCUACUAUGCGGGAACAUUGAUCGGUGCCUUGAUGGGUGGGUGGAUCGGUGAUCGCAUCGGCCGUAUUAGAACCGUUGUUGUAGGAUCCGUAAUUGGGAUCAUUGGAGCUUCUCUUCAGACUUGUUCCCAGAAUAUUGCUUGGAUGAUCUGCGCACGUAUUAUUACCGGUAUUGGAACUGGUCACCUGAAUGCCAUUGUCCCUGUUUGGAGUGCUGAAACCUCUCAUCACACUUCUCGCGGAAUGUUUCUUGCUAUGGAAUUCACUCUUAACAUCUUUGGUGUCGUGGUUGCUUACUGGUUAGCCUAUGGUUUGAGUUUUACUGAGGGUGGCUUCCGAUGGAGAUUUCCUAUUGCUUUUCAGUUGAUCCCUCUGGUAAUUCUAGCUGUAGGAAUCAAUUUUUUCCCCGAGUCCCCUCGCUGGCUGAUCAAGCAGGGACGUGAAAAAGAAGGCUUGGAAAUCCUCGGUGCUCUCCGUGGUGAUGGAAACAUUGACCAUAUCGAUGUUCAGAAUGAAUAUUCUCAAAUCAAAGAAAAUAUUCGUGAAGAAAAGGAAGAUGGUGAACCAGGCUAUCUCAGCAUGCUGUUCAAAAAAGACAAACUCAAUAUCCCUCGCCGUGUUCAUUUGUCUAUAUGGCUUCAAAUUAUCCAAGAACUGACUGGUAUUGGAGUCAUUACUGUGUAUGCACCAACUGUCUUUGGUGGCGCCGGCUUUGACGAAAGAACGUCUCAACUUUUGUCUGGCAUCAACAAUGUUACCUACAUGAUGGCUACUCUGGUUGCUGUCUUUACCCUGGAUCGUUGGGGUCGCCGCUUUACACUGUUUUAUGGUGCAAUCUGCCAAGGAAUUUCACUUCUUAUGGUUGCUGUGCUUACCAAGCCAUCUAUUAUGGUCCAAAAUCCUCAUGCUUAUGGUAUUGGGGCAACUGUUUUUACAUUUGCCUACACUGCAUUUUUCGGUAUGACAUGGCUGACUGUCCCUUGGUUGUACCCUGUUGAGAUUUAUCCCACCAAGGUCCGCGCAAAGGGUGGUGCCUGGAGUGUUGUUGGUUGGUCCGUGGGAAAUGCUUUGGUCAUGGAAAUCACUCCCCCAAUGUUAUCUAGCAUUGGCUGGGCCACUUUUUUGAUCUUUGCUGCCUUUAACUUCCUUUCGAUCCCAAUUGUCUGGGCAUUUUAUCCUGAAACUAGUAACAAGACUCUUGAAGAGCUCGAUGUUAUUUUCUCUACAGAAUCCUAUCUCGUUUGGCGCGCUGAAGCUGAGCUUGCCCGUGCCAAAGCAGAGAAACCGGAUCUGUUUGAGUCAAAAGAAAAGAAGCUGGACUACACUAAGCAAGAGAUCUUUUCAGACUAG
Molecule: messenger RNA, 1542 nt
Organism: Phycomyces blakesleeanus NRRL 1555(-)
Lineage: Eukaryota; Fungi; Mucoromycota; Mucoromycetes; Mucorales; Phycomycetaceae
Exons: 5
Coding region: 1-1542 (513 amino acids)
Biological process (GO): transmembrane transport; carbohydrate transport
Cellular component (GO): membrane
Molecular function (GO): carbohydrate:proton symporter activity
Source: RefSeq, a predicted model, not a curated record